Molecule: messenger RNA, 1854 nt
Organism: Heterobilharzia americana
Lineage: Eukaryota; Metazoa; Platyhelminthes; Trematoda; Strigeidida; Schistosomatidae
Source: the annotation of a GenBank genome assembly
AUGAACGCUAUUCGACCAGGCACUGCAUCCCGUUUAAAAACAGCUCAAAUCAAAGGUCAACUAGGGAUAACAUCUCGUUUAACAACUGGUUUGAGACCGGGUACACUAAAUGAAGCUAGUGGUACAGGAACUUUAAACACUAUGCUGUGUGUUGAAGAUAGACCAAUUACUCAACAAGGUCUGGGAGGGUUAAAAAAUGCAAUACGUGGACCAAAACGUCAAAUUGAAGAUAAAUCCUAUUUUCUUGGAUUAUUAAGAGGAAAAAUCAAUGAAUUAAACUCAGAGAUUGGUACAAUCAUUCAUCAGUUAAUGGAAACUGAAGAAGAGAAUGCUAGUUUUGUACAAUAUGAGCAAAUGGCUGAGAAACUAGCCUACGAAAUUAAACAAUUACAGGGUGAAUUGAGUGACUAUAAUACUCUUGUGGAUAAAGCAACAUUAGGCGAUAAUAUAACAAGUAUUGAAAUGGAUUGGGAAGAGGUGCACACAGCAAAUGAACGCGCUGAACGCAAUCUAGAAAUAUUAUUUGAAGAUCGUCAAAGAAGAGAAUUAUCAUUGAAAUCAAUUGAAUUAGAAAUGAAACAAGAACAACAAAUGUCUGAAACAGUUAUACAUGAAAUGAAUGAUAAUGAACGUGAACGAUAUUCAAAGUUGAAAGACUUAAACACUCAUUUAUUGAAUCAAUUAAGUCAAGGUCAAACAGAUUUGGAACAAUUGAACACAAGAAAAAUUGAACUUGAAGAAGCAUUAACAAUUUCACCGAUAAAACAAGAAGCAAUGCGUCUACUUUCUCAACUACAUGAAGUUGAAGGUAGACGAGAUCAAUUGUUAGCUGAUGAAGCGUCGAAAGAAGAUCCACACAAAGAGCGUCAACGUUUAUUACAGCAAGUUCGAAGCGAUAAUCAAGAGAUUGCAGCAAUUGAAAAACAAACUCAUGAAAUUCAAGAGAAGAUUACAAAAAAGGAAGAGGAAUUGUGUUUAUUACGACAAGAAUUAGAUGAAAGUUGUAAUGAAAGGAAUCAAAAAUACCGUGAACUACGUAGACGUGAACAUCAAAUUGAUGAAUUCUUGAAAACAUUCGAUAGUGUCAAAUCUUUAGAAAUCGUUAGGAUCAGUGGAUUACAAUCAAAUAUUAUUGAAAUCUUAGAAAAAACAUCAAAUUAUAUUACCAACUUAAAUCAAAUUACGCGAACUUUCGAUUUAUCAACAUUAUCAUUGAAUGGAAUUAUAAAUCAAGACGAAAGUAACAUUCAACAACAACAACAUAAUAAUAAUAAUAAUAAUAAUAAUAAUAAUAAUAGAACUCCCGCUAACAUGAACAAUUUACAUGAACAAAUAAAUGAAAGCGAUAAAUCUGAAGAGACUAUGAACAGUUUAACAAAACAACGUCUUUGUUUAAGUCAAGAAUUAUUGAAGAUUGAUCAUUUAGAAAAUAAAAUCUUACAGGAAAUGGAAAGUUUACGAAAGCAUAUCAGUAAAAUGGAAGAGGAGAUUGUUAUCUUCAGUGAUUUAGAGAAAGUUCGUGAAGAUGCUAAUUUAAAAAAACAAACUUUGAAUACAGAGAAAUCACGUUUUGAAAUGUAUCGAGAUAAUUUGAAUAAAAUGAAUCAACAAUUAACCAUUGAAUAUACAAAUUUACAAACAAAUUUAUCAGAACAAGAUAUAUAUGCCCACUUAACAAAUUUAGAGCGUCGUUGGAUUCAACAUGAACAGAUGAAUUAUAAUUUAAAUGAAUUUAUAGCCAAUAAACGCCUAGAAAUUGAUCAUAGUCAUUUAGUUGAAUGUACAAUGGAAUUAGUUAAAAAGUAUAAUGAGAAUUUGAAGACUUCACUUUCUACAAAAUCUGUUAUUGUAUAA